Scophthalmus maximus (turbot) is the source of this 1605-nucleotide messenger RNA. RefSeq names its product transcription termination factor 1, mitochondrial. Gene Ontology annotation, biological process: regulation of DNA-templated transcription; termination of mitochondrial transcription. The transcript has 2 exons. Gene Ontology annotation, cellular component: mitochondrial matrix. Gene Ontology annotation, molecular function: double-stranded DNA binding. The coding region runs from base 18 to 1409 and encodes 463 amino acids. NCBI's taxonomy places the organism in Eukaryota, Metazoa, Chordata, Actinopteri, Pleuronectiformes, Scophthalmidae. The record is from RefSeq and is a predicted model, not a curated record.
ACCGCUAGGUGGCACUAAUGUCCAAUUUCACGUCAAGUUUUCCCCCUCAACGACAAAAGUUGAACGUUUCCGCUUUGUGUUGUAUCUCUGGUCCGUCGCUGUCAACGACGCAUGCCGUCCGAGGGACGAGACGACACACACCCAUAAAAAUAUGCUCCAGUGACAGCGACGGUGGUGGCGAUACGGUGCAGCCCCCCUCUUUAAAGAUGGCAGUGGUACUUGGAGUGAGGGCUUUCUUCAGCCUCCGUCGACCGGCGCCUUUGCAGCACAGCUUUGGGCUCAUUAAAGGGCAGUUGAGGUCAAUGUGCCUCUCAGAGAGGCUCUGCAGUGCGCCUCCAAAUGGUGAUAAGCUGCUGCCGCCGAAGGUGAACCCAGAGAACGAAUCCCUGAUGGAGACCCUGAGUCUCAUGGGAGUUGAUGUGAAAAUGGCACGCCAGCGUCAGCCGGGUGUGUUUCGCAAAGUCUUCACUAAUGAGCAAGGCGUCGCUGAAUUUCUCAAAGGCAAAGGGGCCAGCCGCAAAAUAAUUGCCAGCAUAAUAUCCCGUUACCCGCGUGCUAUCACACGCUCGAUUGCACACUUGGAACAGCGCUGGCAGCUGUGGAGAAACAUCUUUCAGACAGAUGCAGAAAUUGUGGCCAUCAUUGAACGCUCACCUGAGUCUUUCUUCCGGUCCAGCGAUAAUAAGAACCUGGAGGAGAACAUUUCUUUUCUGACCUCUCUGGGACUGAAAACCAAAGACCUCCACCGGCUGCUGAGCUCAGCACCUCGGACAUUCUCCAACAGUUUAGAGCUCAACAGGCAGAUGGUGGAGUUUCUGGAAGACAUCUGUGCUGAGCUUGGUGGGGAGGAUCCACAGCAGUUUGCCCAAGAUGUCAUAUCCAGAAACAUUUACAUAUUAAUCCAAAGCAUAAAGAGAGUCAAGACCAACAUUGAUAACCUGAGAGCAUUUCUUAAGCUGAGCAAUUCAGAAUUCCUGGCUCUUCUGCAAGGCCCUGGAGCAGAAAUUCUGGACCUUUCAAAUGAGUAUAUGAAAAAUAAUUUUAACACACUCCGGCAGAGGAUGGUUUCGCUCAGCUGUCAGGAAGAGGACAUUAAAAAACUGAUCAUUAGCUUUCCCAUGGUUCUGUACAUGGGGCAGAGCACAUUGAGCUUGAAACUGGACUGUCUCCUGAAAGAAGGAAUAACAAUGAAGCAGAUAGUGGAGAAGCCCAGGGUUUUGGACUUCAGCACACAGAACAUCACAGGGCGACUAGAGGAGCUGAAAAGAGUGGGAUAUGACUUCCAGAAGAAUGGCAUCAAUAUCCUGGACUCUAGCCAAAAGCGUUUUGUCACAAAGAUUGAAAAAUUUGCUGCCUCAAUGCAAGUCAUGAAAAAAAAAAAAAAACUUGCUGCCCCACCAGACAAUUGAAAGUUAUUCCUUGAAAUCACUGUGGCUCCAAGAGAAUCCUUUCAUCCCUUUUCAACAUUUAUUUAUUUGUUUUGUCACCGAAGUAGGAUUCCUGACAGCUCUGAUGUCUCUUUCAAAACAUUUUCACUAUACUCUGUCUACUCUACUCUGUAAAAGUAAUUAUCCAUGAAUCUCACAAUAAAUUUUGUCAAUUGAU